CAUGAUAGGGGAUAUCAAGUUCUACACCUAUUUGAUGGUGUGAUCUCGUUCACGUCCUGUGCCUUGUUGUCACUAAUAACUAUAAACGCAACAUCAUAUUGAUUUCUUUGUAUUAAUGGAUCUAUACUUGUAGAUGCAGUUAAGACUGAAAUGGUGUCUGUCUAUGACGUUUCUGAUGGUACUGAUGGUACUUAUAGUAAUGACAGAUGCAGCUAAUAUAGAUGAAGGCUGUGAAAGUGUAGCUGAAUGUCCUGCUGAUGCCAGGUGUAUCACUAGAGGAUGCGAUGGGAAAUUUUGUGUGUGCAACACUGGGUUUCUACCAUCAGAAGACAAGACUACAUGUGGACAAGCUGCUGAUCUUGGGGAACAAUGUAACCCAGAAGCAAACGUAUUUUGCUUACGACCGAAUUCACGAUGCCCACCAUUCAAUCCAUUAGUCCCUCAACGUGAAUGUGAAUGUGAAGACGAGUAUUUUGAAUCUAGUGGCAGAUGUAGAAAAGAUCCAACAUCAGAUGGCACAUCUUUCCCUCUGCUUGGCGAGGCUUGUGACAAUUCAAAGAAAAUAUGUUCAGGACUUUUCCAGGAUUGCGUAUCUAAUGUGUGUACAUGUAAGGAUGGGUACAGAGCUGCCACAGUAGAUGAUAUAUCACUAGAACCUUCCAACACAUUUGAAUGCCGCUUGGAUAUUGACUUAAUGAACAAUACCCAGGUUUCCUGCCCAUCUAUAGUUAAAAUUUAUGAGGAAUGUGAUUCGGACGAAAACUGUAUCCCAAAUGCAGCGUGCAAGGCCAGGGGAUGCAACAGCAAUAUUUGCAUCUGUAAUGUGGGAACAAUAUCAAACGUUAAUAAUGAUCAAUGUUUACAAGUUUCUACUAUUGGGGGAUCAUGCAAUGACACCAUUAGGUGUCCCGGGGGUAGGACUGUAUGUGUGAACAGUAUAUGCGAGUGUCAACAGGGGUACAUACAAGUGGAUGACACACGUUGCAAAGAAGACAUCUCAAACUUUAAAGACUACACCUGGUCACUGUUGGGAGAAGAUUGUAAAGAAACUGGUGAUAACCAAAAAGUGUGUCAUGAGAAAGAACAAGAAUGUAAAGACGGGACUUGUCAAUGCAAAGAUGGUUACAGACCAGCCACUGAUGAAGAGAAUUCUCUUUCCCCAUUUGUUAAUAUUGAAUGUGUUGAAAACGAUUAUGAUCCAAGUGUAUCAGCUAAUGGCGGUAGUUGCCCAAAGCCAGAAGCUUCAUCCACUAUACAAUCCAUGCCAUCAAUUGAUAUGUCAUCAACAACACAAAUACCACCACAAACAUCAAUAAUAGGGCUAACAUCUAUUCUACCAACAUCAACCACCUUGAUAUCAGUGCAACCAACAGCAAUUGACUCAAUGACUGUAGCACCUUCAGCAUCUGAAUCUCACAUCUGAUUUUAAAUCAUUGUCCGUAACUCCAUCAUUAGCAUUUUAUUCUCU
Owenia fusiformis is the source of this 1468-nucleotide messenger RNA. Lineage: Eukaryota; Metazoa; Annelida; Polychaeta; Sabellida; Oweniidae. The record is from the annotation of a GenBank genome assembly.